AUGACUGCAUCUAGAUCUGACGAGAAAACCGCCGAAUUCGCUAGGCUCUUCAACCUAUUCGAACGCCUUGCUUCUAGACGCGCCAGAACUGCGGACGCUGGCGCCGUCCUCGACGACGUUCGAUCCCUUCCCGUUCCAGCGGACCUUGCUCCCGUAUUCAAAAACCUUGCCACCAUCGUUGGCACACGCGCGAGCACUCGAGAUACAUCAUCCCACCCUGGUGGUCGUCCACGACGAAAUACUGUCGCCGUUCCGAACAAGGACCUUGCCAACAUGGACACGGACGACGACGACGAAUGCGACGAUGAAGCAUCGCUCGCCAAAUUUCCUUUGGGAAAGCAGUACCCAUUUACGUUCAAGCUAAUGCUGCACAAGUUAUACCAGCUCGAUGACUGGGCUAAGAAGGUGAAAGAUGUUUUGGAGAGGUCACAGCUUGAUUAUAAGCCUCUGGCCGAGCAAGUAGAGCCGAAGAAGAUUGAUAACGAUAUGGAGGUGGUCGUCGAGAAAGAUGGUCAUGUGCACUUCCAACCUGGAGUCACCACUGGCGGCGGUCGAAGGGGAAGCCUUGCUGUUCGUCCUCGCAGCCAUUCGACUGCUGGAGUUGGCAGACAGCCUGAACCAAAGUCACCACGGGGAGGAGAAGGGACGAAUGGGGCCAGGGCUCUGAAGAAGCGCUGUGUGGGGCGAAGGAAGUCGAUGACGGAGCAACUUGCUGCGGAGCCUGGCAGACUUGGUGGAUGGAUCUAUGACGCGGCUGUUUCGUCGGUUGAAAGACAGCCAGUCGUCACCUUUGUUGCUCUACCACCGGCUCAAGAGACGCGCUCGAGAUAUCAGUCCUUGGAGGGAGGGAAAAAACCGAGGCCGAUGAAGAGGAGGGUUAGUGCUGGAACACCUGGCGACUUUCUACCAAGAAUGCCACUUCAGCCUCUCAAUAACGCGGGAACUGCUUCGACAAGACGAAGAGCUUUGACCUUCUGCGAUUUAAGCCAUCAGUCGCAGCAAAAGCAGGCGAAACGCCCCUUCACGCCUUGA
Messenger RNA from Laccaria bicolor S238N-H82, 1032 nucleotides. RefSeq lists its product as uncharacterized. Lineage: Eukaryota; Fungi; Basidiomycota; Agaricomycetes; Agaricales; Hydnangiaceae. Bases 1 to 1032 code for a protein of 343 amino acids. The transcript has a single exon. The record is from RefSeq and is a predicted model, not a curated record.